GGCAACAGCUUGGCGCCAAGGCACGGAGUUGACGUCAACGGAGUCAGUGUUAGGGGCCCCCAAGCAGAGUCUGGAAAAGGGGGAUGGGAUGUGGGUGUGAAGGGAUGCAGCCCCCCCAAAAGAAAUCGGGGUGAAUCAGAAAUACCUACUAAUGAUGCCCCAAUGCAAAACCUGAGAAGAGAGAGAGGGAAAAACGACAAGCAUAUAUUUGUCUAAAAUCGGGAAAAAAGAAAAACCAUGAAAAAUCGAGACAGAAACACAUACGUUGAGGUCUAACCACGAACGAUAAAGGUGGAAGAAAGGACUUUUCUGCCUGCAACACCCAAGCACUAAGCUAAUUUCCUUAAUAAACGAAGAGCUAUUGGAAACCAACAAGGGAAGGACAAAAGCAAAGCAAAAAAGGGGGCAAAAGAGACCGCAAGUCACAGGACAAUGCAAAUGGCUGGAAGAAUCUUGACCUGACUGUCUGCAUAGCGAAACGCCAACCUGAGAUACCGGGUGAAGGCGGUUUAUGGCAGCGCGCUGAAUCGCAUGUGGUCAACCAUCAUUGCGUGAAUCCACUGCAUAGAAUAGCAAGAAAUUGCGAGGAGAGCAAGCAGGUAGAUUACCAAGCCUGCCUCUGAUAGAAGACAUUCCUAUGUCACCAGGAAAAAUAACGGAGGUAUCGCUGCCAUAAAGGACCUGGAUCGGAAUAGAUCCCAAUGAAAUAAAACCCGUUGCCGAAGUUUGUAGAAACGAAAUGCGUACAGUGCCAUUUUCCUGAGGCUAUAUGACCUGUGAUACCAUAACAGGCUGAAGGCUCAAGCAAAUGAAAAUUCCAGCUGUUCCCUAUCAAGUCUGACACCGAAGACAUUUGCCGAGAUGUAAAACGAUGCUACCAGAAGAGAGCUUCAAUUGGAUCUUCAGCAGGUGAUGCCAUCUUGUCCAGGGGCUCUUUUGUCUUGCACUGUGGACACUCAGCACUGGAGAAUUCUUUGCUUUCUCUGUGUCACAUGACCGACACACAACUGCAGAAGACCUGGGGAGGAGGCGCCAUCCCUACCCCUAUCUGAACAGAGGAAGGGAGACCCCCAACAGCUGGGUUGAAUCGCUUGCCAACGUCAGAGAACAAGACUUACUGAAGAAUUUCUCCCUCUUGGUGACUGAGUGACUGGUCUGCAGCUGCUGCCGCUGGGCAGGGCGGCCAGUUCUGUCCCCUGCUGCCUGCCUGCCAGCAGAAGCCCCGGGCGGGUCAGAAGCAGUUUGACAUACCGCAGCGGCCAACACAGCUGUUGAGGGGGGAUUAGCUGCAGGGAAAGCCGAUCCAGUGACAAAUGGUUUAGUUUUGACAUUGGACUCCUGUUUUAGUGAAACCCAAGAGUCCCUAGCCACCUGGAAGAACUAACAGUUCAUCCUUUUGUAAAUUUGUGCCAUGCCAAGAAGUGGUGGCUCACUUCUUUAACUCCAGCCCUUGGGAGCCAGAGGCAGACAGAUCUCUGAAUUCAAGGCCAGCUUGGUCUACAGAGUGAGUUCCAGGACAGCCAGAGCUCUACAGGAAAAACCUCAUCUCAAAGGUCUUGGAGGUGGAACUUACAUCGUCACACUUGGCUGAAGGCUCCUUUAUCCUCUGAGCCACCUCACUGGCCCCACAAAUCCAGUUAAGAGCCUGCAGCCGGACCGUGAGCCGCCGUGAGCCGCCUUCUACGGCCGUGAUAUUCCUAAAUAGAAACUUGGGACUUGGGUCUGCGUCUGGAAUCUGCAAUCAGAAAGCCAGCACUUACAACUUUGGCGACUCAACCUCAUAUUGCGACUGUCUCAUUUGCGUGAGAGACUAGAGGUUGGCAGAAACUUCCAUUGUCUCAGCCUCACCAGUGAAAAGAGCAGAAGCCCCGGAGCCCAACGCCACAGCAUUUUACUUCUGAUUGUGCAUGCUUUUUUGUGAAGAAAGAAUGGCUCACCUAAAGAUAAAUGGUUUGGUCCAGAUCCGCAGCACAAACAGGAGCAAGCACACCAGGGCAUCUCAGUGGAAGGAAGCAGUCAUCGAAAUAGUAGAAAGAAAACAGAAAGUUAAUCUGGUGGUUUCUUUCAAGUUGGAAGAAAGGAGAAGGGUGUUUCAGCUGGGUGAUAAUGUUACAGGCGUAGUGGUUAGUGGUGAGCUGGGACUGUAUCAUCUGGAUUUAACUUUGAGAGACGACACAUCCUUACUCAUCGACAAGUUAUCCUCUGCAGAUGUUGAACAUUUGAAGUCAUUCCUGGAUUCGUCUACUCCAUGUGAGUCCCAGCAACCCAUGGAGCCCAUGAGUAGUCAGGAUGACCUUGAAAGCAGUGAUCCAUUUUGCGGGGAGCACCAGGAGGCAGCCUGUGGAUCCCUGAAUACCACUCCAGAAAGUGGGACACCACUGUCCCGCAAGAUGCCACUUUCUAUGUCAAACACCACGGGCGGCCAAAAGAGAGGAGAAAAACAAGGCAGAAAGAGGAAGACAGAACCAUCCUCCUCCAGCGCAGAAGUGAACAAGGACAUUCCCAAAGAAAAUACUCCUGACCAAAAAAAGAAAUCCAGGCGAUAUUAUUCCAGGAACAGAGGCGGCAAAGCAGAGAAAGCUGUGACCUUAAGAGAACAAGAAAAGCGUAGCAAUUGGAAACUUGAACCUGCUUUCAAUUCCAAAUCCUAUGGAAGGGCUAACCUGGAUGGCACUAUCCUUCCAAUCGCGACAUGCUCUGAUGACAGAGAUGUAUCAAUAUUUGGACUGGAGAUCAUAACACAUAAUGGAGUCCAAUCUCUUCCUGACCCUUACCUAAAUCAACUAAAACGUGAAGGCUUCCCAAACUUGGGAAAUACUUGUUACAUGAAUUCCAUUUUGCAAUCUGUCUUUGGGAUUCCAACCUUUGCAAAGGACUUACUCACUCAAGGCAUCCCAUGGGAGAAAGUCUCCUACGAUGACCUUAUCAUGCCCUUAAGCCAGCUCCUUGUCUUGAAAGACAUUCGGGAUGUAGAGAUCAAGGGGGAGUUACUCACCAGUGUAAAGAAGUCCAUUUCCACAGUUGCAGACACAUUCUCGGGCAAUGAACAGAACGAUGCCCAUGAGUUUUUAAGUCUGUGUUUAGACCAGCUGAAACUGAACAUGGAAAAAGUAAAUGCCAUGUGGGAUACUGAGAGGAGAAACACAUGUGCUGGGUCUGCUGGCACCAAAAGGUUUGUUUGUCCCGUUGGAGCUAAUUUUGAAUUUGAGCUGCAUAGCUCCAUCAUCUGUGAAGGCUGUGGUGAGGCUACUAUCAAAACCGAAGUGAGUAAUUACCUCUCCAUUGACCUGCACCAUGGGACAAAAACACACCCUCUAUCAAUUCAAAAGUCUUUUGAUCUUUUCUUUACACCAGAAAAAAUUGAGCAUAACUGUGAGAAAUGUAAGAACAAGAAUUCUGUUCUCAAGUACACAUUGAGGAGACUCCCCAGGGUCCUCAUUGUUCAUCUGAAACGCUACCAAGUUACCACUGACUUGUUGCCAGUGAAGAGUGAGCAGCCAGUUGAGAUUUCUAAGUAUUUAAAUAUAUCUUCCCACUGCCAUGAAAACAGGAAGCUACCAUUUCCCUUGGCUAAUACAUCCCCAGAUGUCUCUCAAGGGAUGAUGCCUGGGAUCUUCAACCAGUCAAUGUUAUCUAAGAAGGUGAUUUCAGAAUCCUGUGACCCCAUGGUUCUACAGGUUGGAUCCAGUGUGGAUGCUGAAAUACAAAGCUUCCAGAUAAUGUAUGAGGAUGAAGAUGCAAGUGAGGAGCAGCAGCAGAGAGGCCUGGAAAGUGGCUCCAUGCUGGAGCCAGAACUAGUGAAGACAGAAAACCGGAUACUCAGACAAAAGACAUCACUAGCAACUGACUCAAUGAUGGGUGACGGAUACAGCUUCCUUCCUAUGCUCUGUGAGCCUCUGAGCAUCCAAGAUCCAGGUCUUGCAGAGAUGGGUCUUCAAGAGGUUCCAGAGAAUCCAGAAUUUAAGAACUAUGAGAAAAUUAACAUAUAUGGAAAGUCAGAUGGCCGCACUAACACUGAGUUGUCAAAACUCUACCAGAAUCAUGGAAGUCGAAUCAAGGGUUUGUUCCUACCGGCAUCCCUUGCAAGUGUUAGUUCUCAGGAAGACCCAGAGAAGGACCUGAGUAGGUCUCCAGAAUUGCAGGAAGAUGACCCACAUUCCUUUGCAUUUGGUUCUGAUGAUUCCAAAGAUGGGGAGAUGGGAGAUGAUCUUCAGAAUUACAGGCUCGUCAGUGUGGUCAGCCACUUUGGGAGCUCCCCAAAUUCAGGCCAUUACGUAAGUGAUGUGUAUGACUUUCAAAAGCAAGCCUGGCUCCUUUACAGUGAUGUCCAAGUGUUCGAGAGUUCAGAUCCCUCCAUUCAGGAGAACAGGCUAAACAGCGGAUACAUCUUCUUUUACAUGCAUAAUGAGAUUUUUGAGGAACUGUUGAAAAAGGCAUCUGAGUGCAAGGUCCUUAGCACAUCUAAGGAGGAAAAGAGGGACAUAGAUUACUUCUCAACAUUGCUUAACGGCCUUACAUACAUCCUGGAAGAAUUCUAAAUCCUGCCUAAAAUGAAGAAGAGUCACAUAGCUCAAGAUGAAAACUUGACAUAAAACAACGAACGGACAUAAAACAACGAACGGACAUAAAACAACGAACGGACAUAUUAGAACAGAAACACAGGCCUUGCUGAUGCAGGCUAUGCACCAUUCUUUCCUAUAAGGCUAAAUGGUGCUUUUCCUGUUUUGUGGUGGUUUUAAUUUAUUCACAGAUGUUAAGAAAACUCAUCAUUUUGAGAGUACCAUUUGUUAACGUAAUAGGGAUCUGGAGAGAUGGUGGAGUAGUUGAGAGUGCAAACUUCUCCCAUAGAGGACCCAAGCUUGACUUCCCAAUACCUGUGUUAGGUGUGAGCGCAUGUGUCCUUGGAGACAGGAGGCAUGGGAUCACCCGGAAUGCGAAUUACAAGUGAGAGUGAGCUGCCUGGCUUGGGUGCUGGGAACUGAACUUAGGUCUUCUGCAAGGACAGUUUCCACUUUUAAACACUAAGCCAUCUCUUGGCUUUCAUUCUAAUUUUAGUGUGUGUGCUAUCCGUAUGAGCAAAGCAUGAUGCUUUUUAAACGUUGUUCUGAACCAAUACAACACAGCAAGGAACCAAUUACAAGUUCAAAUGCUGGGGUUCAAUGUCAGAAACAAUACCAGUAGUUACUUAAAAGUUUGAGAAACAUUUAUUUAGUGUGUGGAGUGUCCUAUUAAAUUUUAGUGUAUAUAUAAAUCGCUCAUGUCAUCCAGAGGUUCCUCAUUUUUUUCCCUAAAUUCAUAUGUGUUGUUGUUUUGUCAAUUUAUUAAAACCAUUGUUUUCCAUGUGUGUUUGUGAUUCAUCGAUGAGAUCAUAUAGUUGCCCACCACCUGGUUUUGUGCUUCUCAGAAUUACAGGGUACAUUAAAGUUACACAGGAAAUGAAAUAGAUAGUAUUUGCAAAUUGAAAAGCACUCUAAGGACUCUGGGUAAAAACACCUGCCACCAAGCCCCAUGACCCAACUCUAAUGAGUUGCCCUCUGACCUCUAGGGAAGCUAUCACAUGAACACCCAUAAACAGAUGGAUGAAUAAAAUCUAACUUUCUAAAGGUUUACUCAUUUACUGUGUGUGUGUAUAUAUAUAUAUAUAUAUAUAUAUUAUAUAUAGUGUUCUGCCUUCUUGUAGGCCUACACAUCAGAAGAGAGCACCAGAUCUCAUUAUAAAUGAUUGUGAGCCACCAUGAGGCUGUUGGGAAUUGAGCUCAGGACUUCUGGAAGAACAGCCAGUACUCUUAACCCCUGAGCCAUCUCUCUAUCCCCUAAAAUUUGUUUUUUUUUUUUUUUUGAAAUCUCACUAUAUGGCUGGCUUGGGACUUUGUAUAGAUCAGGCUACCCCUAAACUCAAGAGAUUUGCCCUGCCUCUUGGGUGCUGGUAUUGAAGAUCUGCACCACCAUGCCUAACACAAUGAGAAUUUAAAAGCACUUUAAAGUGCCAAAUAUACUUGUUAAGAUUUAAAUCAGGAUUGACAUGAGAAAAUGGGGUGGUUCAAGGUAGAGGAUAAGUGUUAGACUGUCCUGCAGGUGAGAGCUUCGUUAGAAAUAGUAAUACCACAAACGGCAGAGUGGGAUUCUAAAGAGAGAACCUUCAGCUCAGAAGAGAAAGCAAGGUUCCCCUUAAUUUCCAAGAGCCCCAUGCCAUAAAGCAGUUAAAGAGCAGCGCAUGCUUUCCCCUGGUUCUGGGCUGCAAGGGGAAGGCAACAAUAAGUUGGUGUCACUGUCUACAUGGUGUGUAGCUUGAUCUGAGACACCAACACCACAUCUAAUAGUGAUUCAAACAUGAAAAAAUUAGUCACUUUCAAGGGUCUAGGGAGAUAGUUCAGUAGGUAAGGGUCAUGUGCAAGCAUGGGGACUUGAGUUCAAAUCCCCAGCACCCACUUAAGGUGGUCAUGGGCAUAGAUGGCCAUGACUGUAGCAUUGGACAGCAAAGGCAGAUUCCAGAGCUCACUAGCCAACCAGCAGCCAAAAUGGUAAGAGUAUGGCUCAGUGAGAUUGUAUUUAAAAAUGGAAAGUGGAGGAAGACAGCACUGGGUGUCUUCUGGCUUUCACAUGUGCAUGCAUCCGUGUGCAAACCAUCAUACAAGUGUUAUUCCCCAAAUUCCUCUUCGGGCCCGGAGAAAUGAUUAAGAUUACUUUCUCCUCUUUCAGAGGCCCCAGGUUCAAUCCCUAGUAUCCACAUGGGUUCACACCAUCUGUACCUUCAGUUCCAGAGGAUCAACUGGCCUCUUCUGGCUUCGUAGUACGCAGACAAAACACCUAUAUGUAUUAAAAACAUUGCUUCAAUUUUUACCUUCAAAGGGGUACCAUAUAUUCAUAGCCUGUGGCUAGUCUUAAAAAGCUUAUAACAUUCACAGUGUUAAUAUACUAUAUAAGAGCAUGUACAAAAGUUUAGAACAUUUUGAGGUUAUGAGAAAACUACUAGUUGGAGAGAGAGAUGCUCAGGCUUAAGAGCACUGGCUGCUCGUCCAGAUGGGCCCAGGUUCAGUUCCCAGCACCCACACGGCAGCUCACAACUCUCUAGAACUCUAGUUCCACGUGAUCUGACACCCUCACACAGACAUGCACGCACGCAAAACAUCAAUGCACACAAAGUAAAUGUAUAUAAAUUCGUUAAAAAGAAAACAUCUAAUUUGGGUUGGUGAAAUGGCUGAGCUGUUAAGAACUCUGGGAGCUUUUUCAGAGUUCCUGAGUUCAAUUCCCAGCCACUAUAUGGUGGCUCAGGACCAUCUAUAGAGGGAUCUGAUGCCAUCUUCUGGUAAGUAGGUAUACAUGCAGACAGCACUCCUACACUAAAUAAAUAAAUUAAUUAAAUACUAAAAGCCUGGUAAUUUAUAAAAUAUAAGGCAAAAUUAAGUGAGGGUGAUUCGGGGGAAAAGAUUAGUCUAGGACAGGAGUUCUCAGGUUGUGGGUUGCUAUCCCUUUGGGUGGGGGUUAAAGGACCUUUUCGCAGGAGAUCACAUAUGAUAGGCAGUAUGUUGAGAGCAAGCAAAAGAAACUUACUUUAAAUACUUCCACUUCAUUUUCAGACUCCAUUGAAUCAUAGGGAGAAACUAAGUUCAAGCUCCCAGGCCGUAGGGAAGCUGGGGACUUCCCAAGAGCUGAGCAGCUUCUAUUAUGGGGAAACAGUUGUCUGAGUUCAAACAGCUCAAGAACAACUCCAUCUUGCUGGCAGAGUCAUACAUACUAAGUUCAUGUUCCCAGGUCCAGGAACCUACUCCUAACCUGUUUGGUGAAAACUCCCUUGCUCAGCCCCUUGUGUCAAAAUAUGGUAGAGUAAUGCUACAGCCUACCCCGUCCCCCUCGAGUUGUGGUCUUGUCCUUUAAAUAAAUAUGUUGUACAAUUUCUCUUCUGGUCGCAGUUCAGCUUCUGAGUCUGUUCUUUGGCUAUGAUUGAUCAGUAGUGGCUUAAUUACAAUAAAUGUUUUUCAUCUGCAUUGA
This is a messenger RNA of Mus musculus (house mouse), 7989 nucleotides long. RefSeq names its product ubiquitin specific peptidase 29 (gene Usp29). Gene Ontology annotation, molecular function: cysteine-type deubiquitinase activity. Gene Ontology annotation, biological process: protein deubiquitination. Lineage: Eukaryota; Metazoa; Chordata; Mammalia; Rodentia; Muridae. The record is from RefSeq and is a predicted model, not a curated record. The transcript has 11 exons. Gene Ontology annotation, cellular component: perinuclear region of cytoplasm. Bases 1908 to 4538 code for a protein of 876 amino acids.